Messenger RNA from Paramecium sonneborni, 973 nucleotides. The record is from the annotation of a GenBank genome assembly. Lineage: Eukaryota; Ciliophora; Oligohymenophorea; Peniculida; Parameciidae.
AAUAACAUGCUAAAUUUAAAAGAAAGUCCAGAUUGGAAAAAAGGGAAAAAGCUUGAUUCGACUACAUUAAUAUAGAUUUUUUGUUUUUUUUUACUUCUGGUAAAUCACAAUUUAAAUGGAAUGACAUAAUAUUCUGAAGCAAGUAUAUUUUAAGCUGAUCAAUUUCGAAUACCAGAGGAGCACUCAAUUACAGAUGAUUACUUUAAUUUCGGUGACACAAAUAACUUUGCAUUUUCUGAUAUUGAUUUUGAGAUAAACAAAUUUGUACCAAUUGGUAUUUAAAACCAUAUUAUUAAGAUAAGAAUUCUCCUAUAUUGAUAAUAUUGACACGGGGGAUUAAUUUAGUACAGGACAGCAAUAACCAUAAUAAUUGAAACCGAUUUCUAUGUAGUAAUAAUAUGACAUUUUAUUUGAAUUUAAGAGCUCAAUCAAGAAUAAAGUUAUUGCAGGAUCUGAUUUUUUUUCUAAAGUAUUAGAUUAUGCUAAUAAAUUAUUAUUGAAUAAAUUUAAGUCAAGUAAAUAUGUUUAAAUUACUCAAGUCCCCAAAAUUAAUGAUAAAAACUCAAAAAAAAUUAAUCAUUCUAUGAGAAUUAAAGGAAAUAAAUAACAUAAAUUUAUGAUCUCUAAAUUAGAAACAUGGGAUGUUCAUUUAAAAUCUAUUCGAACUCAUUUUAUGUAAAAAAUAUUUAAUAAAUUAUGGAAAAUACCAACAUAAUAGAUUCUCAAAGCUCAUUGUUUUUCUGGUAAUAGUAGUUUAUAAAAUAAAAUUCAUAUAAUAGUUUAUUUAUAAAAUGAGUUAGAGGAAAUAGAAAUUUAAUAUUCUGAUUUUUAACUUAAAUAAGAAAUUUACUAAAAUAUAAUCCAAAGAAUGAUUUUCUGCUUAGAUCUAGCAAUCUAAUUAAAUAAUUAAGCAGAUGAACUUAUUUUUGAUGUUCUUUUUAAAGGAUUUAUAGCAGAAUUAUUUCAUUAUUGA